GCGACUCCGGAGGCCCCCGAUGGCCGAGGGAGACGUGGACGAGAGCGGGGCGGGGACGCUGGCGGUGCUGGUGGCAGCUUUGCUCGCCCCGGCUCCACCAUGUCGAAGGUUUCUUUCAAGAUCACGCUGACGUCGGACCCGCGAUUGCCCUACAAAGUACUCAGUGUUCCUGAAAGCACCCCUUUCACAGCAGUCUUAAAGUUUGCAGCCGAAGAAUUUAAAGUUCCUGCAGCAACAAGUGCAAUUAUUACCAAUGACGGAAUAGGAAUAAACCCCGCACAGACUGCUGGGAAUGUUUUUCUCAAGCAUGGGUCAGAACUGCGGAUUAUCCCUAGAGAUCGUGUUGGACGGGGUUAACAGGUGCCAUUUGGAGCACGACUGUCUUCAGAAUAAAUAUUGUAUUUUUUUUUAAUUGAAAUCAGGCCAUUUGAAAUACUCUGAAAAUGCCAGUUGUCAGUGAAGUAAAGAAAGAUGACUGUUGUAUCUCGUUCUGUGAAGGGGAUGCCUGUAGCACGGGGCCGCCACUGCCACCACCUUUCGCUACUGCCCCUCAGUGCAACUGCUCGUUCAUUUGGGUGAACGGAUUGUCCGGCUGUGUUUCAUACUGGCGGAGGCUUCUCAUGAUUCCUUCUGAAAACAUUUGGAAAAUUAAAGUUUACUAAAUUGUAAUUAUUUGUCUUUGGCUUAAAAUCUUUUUUAAAAUAUGUGGCUCAUAGAUGGCAGUUUGCUGGAUAGCAUCCGAGUUGCAGGGCUCGUAAAUAGGAGAAUUCCUAACUAUACAUAGUUUAUGAUGAGGGUUACAGAUUUGCCCGUGAAUACACAACUGUUUUUUCAGAAUUUAUCCUUUAGCUGGCUUUUUUACAUUUCGAACUUUCCGUGUGCAUAGAAAUUUCAAUUUAAUAUCAAAGUGCCAGUUUUUUAGCUAGCUCUCAUGAAUAAAUUGAUAUUCCAUACCAAGUGAUUUUAACUGUUUAUAGAGUCCAUUUUCUCAGUGGUGAGAACUGACAGCACAUUAGAAGAAACUGUUGCUGAAUUAUGCAUUUCUUUACCAAUCUCUUAAUACCACCUAUAAGAAUCCUCAAGAAACCAUUGUCUUUUUGAGGAUGACAAUAGCAUUCAGGAGGAGAUGAUUAUUUGCAUAGAUCUGAAGCUCGCAGCAAAGCUCAAGGAAAUGCUCAUUGGAAAUGCUGCUUUGUUCUACUUAUUGAAGACCCAGCAUUUAAGUAAGAGUUGAGAUAAGUCUCCCAAAUGAAUCAGAAGCCAGUGGCCAGGAUGGUAAGGAGGAGGGCAAGAGAGGGCCACGGUGAGGCCAAGGGCCUCAGCAAGCCAACUGGGCAGACAGCUGUAGAGGGCGUGCUGGGGAAGAUCGGGGGGAAGCAAACCAGGGCAUUGCCAGAAGGGGCAGAAGGCUGUUAGAUCAGUCAACAAGUAGGCCUUGUCCACACAGAUUUCAGAAUCCUCUCAAGGGAACCCAGGGAAGGGCAAAGGGCACGUGGAGCAAGGAGAUAUUUAUGCUUAUAGAGGAAAUUGGUAUCUCUGCAAGUCCUGCAAGAGGAAACAAAGAAACAAAGGCUCCUCAUGAUUGAGAAGCAGAAGGCAGCCUGGAUUUCCGGGGGCCAGUGCUUGGAGAGCAGGUGCUGAGCCUGUCCGGUUCUGUCCGGAGCUGGAAGUACAGCAGGCCUUCCACAGACAUUUGCUGAACUCUUCAUGACUCGGGUUAUCUCUGAGCCCAGUUUUCAUCUGUGGGCAUCUCUCUGUCGUGGGCCCUGGCUUCACUGGGGAAAAAUUUACAAGAAAACACAACAGAAUCAGCAUCCGAAGGGCCGUUUUGGUAGUUAAGUUUGCCAGAUACUGUUCACGACUUUGGCAGAUGAACAGCAGAGGCAUCUUUGCUGAGGUAGAAAAGUACCCUACUGAUACUUGGAGAAGUUUUUAUUCUUGUAAACAAGGUGGUGGUCAGAGGUUCCUGGUCCUUACAGAGUUGAGCCUCUUAACCAGACCGGAACAUCUAUUCACUGAAUUUUUGGUUUAAUUUAGAGAUUUUUGAUUUCUAGCCCAAAACUCUGCCUGCUGGGUUACAUAAAUAAGUUUAUGAUGUCCUGUGCCACAAAGUGAUUUAUGUAAUAUUUUUGUUCUUUGAUUUUGGAAAUUUUAUUGUAGUAAGUUCUUAACAUUUUAAACAGACGUUUUGUUAGGAAAUGUGAUCUGUAAGCUCUUAUUUUGUGCUGAAUAUUUUGAAUAGUUUAAAUGCAUUAUUGGUACUUAAUUAAUACCUUAUGAAAAAAAUACAUUUUGUUAUACCAUAAAGUGCAUUGUCUACUCUUGAAUUAUAAGAGCUCUUAAUCAGUGUGUUCAUUGAGCCAGUGUAUGAAAAAUGCAGCAAAAAAUAGGAGCAAAGGUGAUUAACAGCUGGAGAGCACAGAAGUGAAUAUACACUUCUGUGCCAGUACACUUUACAGAAAGGGAAAAAAGGUUUAGAAAAAGGAGUUAUAGAAAUUGUUUAGUUUGAUGGGUCCUAAACGUCGGUGAUUAUCUGAGUCACCUGGUGAACAAAAAUGCAGAUUUCAGGAAGCCACCUUUAAAAUUCUGGAAUGAAUGAUAAAAAUCUCAGUAGAAAACAGCCUGGGUGAUUUGUACUGAGCGAUUAAGGAGAAGGCCGCCGCCUGCACUCUGUCCAGGGCUGAGGGGCCGGGUGCUGGGAUGUGCUCUCGAGUCCCGAUUCCCCAGCAGCUUGACUAAAGACGAACACGCUGGUUAACUGCCUCCUGUGCUCAGUGGUAGAAAAGCCUCCUUUAAAAUUUUUCAGUUCCAUAGUUUAGAUAUUUUAGAUAUUUUAUCUUGAGUUAAUUUAAAGAAAAGUCAGUGGGGGGGACAAAAAACGGAGCCUCAUUUAAGCUUCCAACAACCUUGAAUUAUUUGUGAAUUGGAAGUAUUGAUGUACUUUAAUGGAACAAUUCUAAGCUAACUAUUUAUUAGUUUUCCAAAGGCCAUUUGUAAAACCACACAUGCACACAAAGAUUUGCAUAUGUAAUUCAUCCAAAAGAAAUCUAUGGAAUUACUAUGUGUCUAAUAUUUUAAUGGAUGCUUUCACUUACAGUUUCUCUUCACAAUAUCAAAUUAUCUGCAUUUUAUAGAAGAAGAAACAGGCUUAAAGAGUUUAAAAUUUGAACCCAUGUUUGUCUUUGAAAUGCUCCACUUACACUGAGAGAACUUUUCAGUAUCCACAUUCUGCAACAUGUUAGAUCUGUACUGAAUUGCAAAUUUAAAAAUAAAAGAUGGCUGAAAUUCU
Molecule: messenger RNA, 3289 nt
Organism: Choloepus didactylus (southern two-toed sloth)
Lineage: Eukaryota; Metazoa; Chordata; Mammalia; Pilosa; Megalonychidae
Gene: UFM1
Product: ubiquitin fold modifier 1
Exons: 6
Coding region: 100-357 (85 amino acids)
Biological process (GO): protein K69-linked ufmylation
Cellular component (GO): nucleus; cytoplasm
Source: RefSeq, a predicted model, not a curated record